AACCGCGCGGAACAAAGCCGAGCACAACCCGGUCGGAAGCCGCCUCCCCACUUCGUCCCGACGCCGACGUCCUCGCCGCCGCCGCCUCCGCCGCUCCGCGUGAUCGCGAUUGCGAUCGCCUCCAUGCUACCCACCCCUCUCCUCCGCCGCUCCGCGUGAUCGCGAUUGCGAUCGCCUCCAUGCUACCCACUCCUCUCCUCCGAUCUAACCACCCCGCCCGCGCGCGCGCCGCGGCCAUGGCGCCCCUCCUCCUCACCCUCCUCCUCCUCCUCUGCCUGGCUUCACCGCCGCUGGCGGCGGCGGCGGCGGCGUGCGGGACGAACACUAGCCUGGUGGGGUACGAGGCGGACCUGUGGAUGUCGCAGCACCAGCUCCGCGGCCGCGUCGAGGUGCUCGACGGCUGCUCGUUCCGCGUCGCGGCGCUCGACCUCCUCGCGGGGUCCGCCUCCGCGCGGUGGUGGCGCGCCGAGGGGCCCGACCUCGACUCCCUCGCCCGAGGCGCGCCCGCCGCGGGCGACCCGCUCAACCGCACCUUCCUCUCCGAGUCCCUCGUGUUCCGCCUCCUCCCUGGCGUGUCCUGGCCGCUCGUCCCCGUCCUCGCCGCCUUCGACCCCCUCACCUCCUCCCUCUUCGGCUUCGUCCGCCUCUCCAACGAUUCCUCCGCCGAUUCCGAGGCGCCCACCAUGUUCGACUCGUGCGCCCAGCUCUCGCCGCGGCUGCGCGUGCGCUGGACGCUCCACGGCACCUCCGACUCCAUCGACAUCGGCCUCGAGGCGGCCGUCGGGUCGGAGUACUACAUAGCGUUCGGGUGGGCAGCGCCCGGCGCGCCCGAGCCGUCCAUGAUCGGCGCCGACGUCGCCGUCACGGGCUUCACGGAGGACGGCCUCCCCUUCGCCGACGACUACUACGUCACCAAGUACAGCGAGUGCACGGUGCGCGCCGACGGCGCCGUCGAGGGCGUUUGCCCGGACACGAUCUACGAGCAGGGCAACGACACCGCCGCCGGCGCGGUCAACAACACGCGGCUGGUGUACGGCCACCGCCGCGACGGCGUCUCGUUCGUCCGGUUCUCGCGGCCGCUCGUGUCGCCGGACAAGAAGUACGACGUGCCGGUCAACGCCACGGCGAACAUGACGGUGAUCUGGGCGAUCGGGCUGCUCCGGCCGCCGGACUCGCUCCAGCCAUACUACCUCCCUCUGGGCCACGGCGCGCCGGCCGGGACGGCGUUCGGGUUCGCCACGCUCAACGUGUCGGCGAGCGGCGGGUGCGUCGGGCCGCUCGACGCCGAGGACAAGGAGGACCAGGACAGGAUCACGGCGGAGCGGAACACGCCGCUGGUGGUCACCGCCGGGCCGUCGCUGCACUACCCCAACCCACCUAACCCGGACAAGGUGCUCUACAUCAACAAGAAGGAGGCGCCGCUGCUCAAGGUGGAGCGCGGCGUGCCCGUCACCUUCUCCGUCGAGGCCGGCCACGACGCGCCGCUGUACAUCACCUCCGACGCCGUGGGCGGCAACGCCACGUCCCGGAACGCCACCGAGGUCGUCUUCGCCGGCGGCGCCAGGGCCGAGGGCGUGCCGGCGGCGCCGGCGGAGCUCGUCUGGCUCCCCGACCGGAACACGCCCGACGUGGUGUACUACCAGUCGCUCUACGACCCCAAGAUGGGGUGGAAGAUCCAGGUCGUCGACGGCGGCCUCAGCGACAUGUACAACAACAGCGUCCUCCUCGACGACCAGCAGGUGACCUUCUUCUGGACGCUCUCCGGCGACUCCAUCAACAUCGCCGCCCGCGGCGAGCGGAAGAGCGGCUACCUCGCCGUCGGCUUCGGGAGCGCCAUGGUGAACAGCUACGCCUACGUCGGGUGGAUCGACGGCAACGGCACGGGCCACGUCGCCUCCUACUUCAUCGACGGCGAGGACGGCGCGGGCGUGCACGAGACGAGCGAGAACCUCACCCACACGAGGUGCCGGUCGGAGAACGGCGCCAUCGUGUUCGAGCUCACGCGGCCGCUGUCGCCGUCGUGCUCCGGCAGGGUGGAGUGCAGGAACAUCGUCGACCCGACGACGCCGCUGCGGGUGAUCUGGGCGAUGGGCUCGCAGUGGUCGUCUGGCCAGCUGACCGUGAGCAAUAUGCACUCCAUCACCAGCAACCGCCCCGUCCGCGUCCUCCUCCUCGCCGGCACGGCGGAGGCGGAGGAGGAGCUGCGCCCGGUGCUCGCCGUCCAUGGAUUCAUGAUGUUCGUCGCGUGGGGGUUCCUCGUUCCCGGCGGGAUCAUGGCGGCGAGGUACCUCAAGCAUCUGAAGAGCGGCGACCUAUGGUUCCAGGCACACACCUACCUGCAAUCCUCAGCCAUGGCCGUCAUGUUCUUGGGAUUGCUCUUCGCGAUCGCUGAGCUCCGUGGCUUCUCCUUCAAAUCCACGCACGCAAAGAUCGGCACCGCGGCAUUUGUUCUCGCUUGUCUGCAACCGAUUAAUGCUUAUCUCCGACCGCAUUUGCUCGCGGAGAAUGGCGAAAUUCUGCCAAUGAAGAACAGGGUGAUCUGGGAGUAUCUGCACAUUAUCACCGGGAGAUCAGCUGUGGUAGUCGGCGCCAUUGCACUCUUCACCGGCUUGCAGCAUCUUGGUGACAGGUAUGGCAGCAAGAACAUCAAGGGGUUAACAUGUGGGUUGAUCCUGUGGGUUGUGGGUGUCACAUUGGUGGUUGUUUACCUCGAGUUCAUGGCGGCGAGGCGAAGAAGAGGCGGCGGCGCAGAUGACCUUUCGGGUAAAUGGGUGCUUGGCAACACUGAUGAAGAUGAUUCAGUUGAUCUUUUGCAGUCCACUAAAAUGGAGUCUGAUUCGAUUGAACCAAUGGAGGUGCAGCUUGAGCCACUGAAAGGUUGAUAAAUUUUCUUUUUCAGUAUACAUAAGAGGAUUUUAGAUCAGAUUCUUUAUAGAUAGUGAAAAAUGGAGUUAUAUAUGUCUCAUUAAGGGAUUAUAGUUAAAGUUAUCUGUUAGUACCUGGAAUUGGAGAGAGCUUCCAAUUUGGCUUCAUAAGGGUGUAGAAUAGGUUUUUAUUUUUCAUCUUAUUUGGACUUAGGUCAACCUUUUCUUUUAAAACCUCCUAACUUGGUAGUGACUAUGGUCUGUAUGUAUAUUUGUACAAUUUUGGUAUAGCUAAAAGAAAAGGCUACACUUUCUUUAAUUGUUAA
Oryza sativa Japonica Group (Japanese rice) is the source of this 3190-nucleotide messenger RNA. Its product is annotated as cytochrome b561, DM13 and DOMON domain-containing protein At5g54830. NCBI's taxonomy places the organism in Eukaryota, Viridiplantae, Streptophyta, Magnoliopsida, Poales, Poaceae. The record is from RefSeq and is a predicted model, not a curated record.